UAUGGGCUUGCUUCUGCCUACGGCCCAUUGUUCAAAAGCGUAUAGCAGAUACUGAAACCUCCACCAUCUCCGAAACCUCGAUCAAGUUGUUUCUCUUCUCUAACUCUAAAGCCUAACAGAAUCAAAUAAUCAGGUGGUUUUGAACUGUUGAUCAGUCAUGUACAGGAACGUUGCUUCACGCCUCAGGACCAUUAGGGCCCGUUCAUGCAGCAGGUUGCCUGUCAGAUUUGCAAGUUCAAGUUCAAGUUCUGUUGCCACCAAACAAUCCUCUUCUGGUUUGGGUGGUUUGUUUGGAUGGCUCACGGGCGACCGAUCCAGUUCUGCUACACCUCUUGAUUUUCCGCUUCCAGGUGUUAUACUUUCUCCUCCAUUGCCGGAUUAUGUUGCACCGGGUAAAACUAUUAUUACUACACUCCCAAAUGGAGUCAAAGUGGCCUCUGAAACAUCCGCGACUCCCACAGCAUCAAUAGGUUUAUACGUAGACUGUGGUUCAAUAUAUGAGAGUCCAAUAAGUUUUGGGGCUACACAUUUGCUCGAACGAAUGGCUUUCAAGACCACUAGAAACCGUAGUCACUUUCGUGUGGUUCGAGAGGUAGAGGCAAUUGGUGGCAAUGUGCAGGCCUCAGCUUCUAGAGAACAGAUGGGUUACACUUUUGAUGCUUUGAAGACAUAUGUUCCUGAAAUGGUGGAGCUUCUUGUUGAUUGUGUGAGGAAUCCUGCAUUUCUUGAUUGGGAGGUUAACGAGCAGCUUCUCAAAGUUAAGGCUGAGAUUGGUGAAGCUUCCAAAAAUCCGCAAGACUUGCUUUUGGAAGCCAUUCAUUCUGCUGGUUUUUCUGGUGCCUUGGCAAAUCCUCUUUUAGCUUCAGAAUCAGCCAUAAAUAGACUGAAUGGUGCAAUUCUGGAGGAGUUUGUUGCUGAGAACUAUACAGCACCUCGCAUAGUACUUGCUGCUUCUGGUGUUGAACAUGAGGAAUUGUUAUCCGUUGCAGAGCCUCUCCUGUCAGAUUUACCAAGUGUCCCACGUCCAGAGGAGCCAAAAUCAGUAUAUACUGGUGGUGAUUAUCGAUGUCAAAGUGAAACAGGGAGGACCCAUUUUGCUCUAGCAUUUGAACUUCCUGGCGGCUGGCAUAAGUUGAAGGAUGCUAUGGUUUUGACUGUUCUUCAGAUGUUAUUGGGAGGUGGAGGAUCAUUCUCAGCUGGUGGUCCUGGUAAAGGGAUGUAUUCACGGCUAUAUCUCAAUGUUCUGAACCAAUAUCCACAAUUUCAUUCAAUUUCAGCCUUCAACAAUAUUUAUAAUGACACUGGCAUUUUUGGUAUCCAAGUUACAACAAGCUCAGAUUUUAUAUCAAAGGCCAUUGAUAUAACUGCUAAUGAGAUUCUUGCUGUUGCUACUCAUGGAAAAGUUGAACAGUUACAACUGGAUCGAGCCAAACAAGCUACCAAAUCUGCAAUUUUGAUGAAUUUGGAAUCUAGAAUGGUUGUUUCAGAAGAUAUAGGAAGACAAAUUUUAACAUAUGGUGAGAGGAAACCUGUGGAGGAAUUUUUGAAGGCAGUGGACGAAGUAACCUUGAAGGAUAUUUCUUCAAUUUCGCAAAAACUUAUUUCUUCUCCUCUCACAAUGGCAUCAUAUGGAGAUGUUCUCUACGUUCCGAGUUAUGAAUCAGUGAGCAGCAAGUUCCCUACCAAAUGAGAUUAUUUCCAUCCGUCUUAUUUAACUUUUCUUGUCAUGCAAGAAGUCUUGUACUAUUAAAAGGUGUAAAAUUCUCCUAAUUGUUGUUGUAGUAAGCAAUAAAUUAGUGAGGCAAAACUCAUUGUUUCUCGGUACAUAAAACAUUGACCUAUGAGAAUAUUUUUUGGAUUGAACUUUCAA
Molecule: messenger RNA, 1870 nt
Organism: Vigna radiata var. radiata (mung bean)
Lineage: Eukaryota; Viridiplantae; Streptophyta; Magnoliopsida; Fabales; Fabaceae
Product: mitochondrial-processing peptidase subunit alpha
Exons: 13
Coding region: 158-1690 (510 amino acids)
Biological process (GO): proteolysis
Cellular component (GO): mitochondrion
Molecular function (GO): metalloendopeptidase activity; metal ion binding
Source: RefSeq, a predicted model, not a curated record